Molecule: messenger RNA, 1479 nt
Organism: Ylistrum balloti
Lineage: Eukaryota; Metazoa; Mollusca; Bivalvia; Pectinida; Pectinidae
Product: soluble scavenger receptor cysteine-rich domain-containing protein SSC5D-like
Exons: 7
Coding region: 34-1479 (481 amino acids)
Cellular component (GO): membrane
Source: RefSeq, a predicted model, not a curated record
AAUACGUUUAGCAGCUGCCUGCACAUUGUCGCUAUGGCAGGGCUAAAUUUUGGUGUUUUACGGUGGGUGAUCAUAAUGACAUGUAUAUGGAGCUCAGCAUCAAAACCAAGCAGUUUUGCAAAUGAGAAACCACAAAGCGAUGCGGUUACUGCUAGCUGGUUUAGAAUGUUUAAUGCCAAAUUUCGACUUUUGGAAAGAAAAAUAGAUUUGGAUUUUAAAAUCUUAGGUCAAACUCUAAGAGAAGAGCUUAAAGGCAGGCCAGGUGGCGGGGGUGGACCACGUUUGCCGAACAAUGACGGAUUGGAAGAGGCUAUUUCUCAACUCAAAUUUGAAAUUCAAACACUACAAAUUGAUAUGAAGCAAAUGGCAUCAAAUCAGUUGCGGUUUGAAGCAAAUUUCUUGUCUUCUUUGGAGAAUAGCACUGUAACACUGCAGAACAAGUUUAGUGAUGUUUCCGAAGUGUUGGAGGCAGUAUCGAACAAUGUUGAAAGUUUGAACAAUUCUAUCUCCAUGUUAUCUGAUACCAUGAACAACCUUGCUGAAAAAGACAGGGUGACCACACCAGCACCAACACCAAUUGAGCCUGGCACACUGCGUCUGGCUGAUGGUCCUUCGAUGAUGGAGGGACGUUUGGAGAUGUUCUACAAUGGAGAAUGGGGAAGCGUAUGUGGGAAAGAUUUCAGUCUCAACGAGGCUAUAGUUUCCUGUAAACAGAUGGGUUUUAGACCUGAGAGUUAUAGAUUCGGCUACAUGGUUGGGACGGGACCAGUAUGGGGUCCAUUCGGUUGUUCGGAGGCUAGGACGGAGAACAGACUAUUGGACUGUCGUAAUGAUAUUGAUAACGGUGAAACGGUUUGUAAUCAUGGACAAGAUGUGUGGUUGGUCUGUGUGCCGGAUACGGGAACUACCACUCCAAGUGCAGCUGAGGGUGACGUCCGUCUGAUCAACACCAAGGACGGUACUAUCGGCGCAGGUAGAGUUGAGAUCUAUCAUGAAGGAGUUUGGGGAACUGUGUGUGAUGACCAGUUUGAAGAGGAUGAUGCACGCGUGGUAUGUCGGCAGUUAGGAUACAGCGGUGAAGCUAGAGUUUUUACAGAAGCUUAUUACGGCCAAGGCAAUGAUCCUACCUGGAUGGAUGACAUCAACUGUAAUGGCGGUGAAGAUAGGUUAGCCGACUGCAGUUUCGCCGGGUGGGGAGAAGAGGACUGUUCUCAUGGCGAGGAUGUAGGGGUUCAAUGUACAUCCUACGGUACAACAACGUCUACAUCAACUACAACUCCUCCUGAUAUAGAGGGACGAAUCCGACUAGUUAAUGGUAACAGCCGUUACGAGGGCCGAGUGGAGGUGUUCCAUAACGACGUGUGGGGUACAGUGUGUGACGACAGUUGGGACAACCGUGACGCUGCUGUUGUCUGUCGACAACUAGGAUACAGGAGGCGUCACGAGAGUACGUUUGGUAGGAGGAUCAAACGAGCGUGA